This is a messenger RNA of Eublepharis macularius, 2821 nucleotides long. RefSeq names its product C-type lectin domain family 2 member B-like. The record is from RefSeq and is a predicted model, not a curated record. NCBI's taxonomy places the organism in Eukaryota, Metazoa, Chordata, Lepidosauria, Squamata, Eublepharidae. The transcript has 7 exons. The coding region runs from base 509 to 1123 and encodes 204 amino acids.
CUUUCUCACAGAGCACGGGCGAGUCACGGUGCCUCCGCGUGAACGCAAAGAAUUCGGAGACUGUUUUUCCCCUACUACGUCGUUGUUGCCCAGAGAACCUCCGAACGGAUCGCCGUUCGAAUUUGUUGCUGCAGUACUGGGAUCUCCUGCAAGCACCUUUCCUUGCAUUGGAUAUGUUAUCUUCUCAACUAACCUUACGAAAAACACAAAGGAAGAAGUUGUGUCCAGCUUUCCUAACCUCUUAGCUGGGAUCCUACAUACUCUGCUGCCUCUGGCAGAUGGAAUCUGGAAUGCCCAGCUGGGAGCGAUGUUCACUGAGCAGUAAGACCAUGGGAAGCAGAUGUGGAUCUCUUCCUAGUGGCCGCUUUGGAUUUAUGGCACUCCCUUUGCUGAAGGAUCUGCAGAGCAUCAGCAUGGUUCAGAAAUCCAGAUCCUUUUGUUUGGGUUGGCAUUUGAUAUCCCCCGUUAUAAGCAGGUAUCGAUCUCAGGGAUAGCCAAGGUAGAGAUUAUGGAGCACGAAUGUUCUGUUGCCAAUGGACCAGAUGAGAAGGUACCUUUUAAAAAUGGUGGUAGCCCAGAAAAUGGACCAGGAAUUAGUUUGGAGGGGCUGAGACUUGACAUCGGUGGAUAUUCGGAUGCAAAAGAACAGAAUGCUUGUCGAAACUUCCGCAGGCCGUAUAUCAUAAUAGGAAUCUUGAGUUUAUCGUUAGCGGUCUCAGUCUUCGCCAAUAUUGCCCAAGGCGUAACAAAGCAGCCGCAAGCUCCUGCGUACCCUUCAGACAGCUGUCCCCAUGGCUGGAUCAAAAAUGAACAUUCAUGUUACUUGUUCUCUGAUGAGCAGAAGGACUGGAACUUCAGCCGCAGGAACUGCUCUUUGUAUGGUGCUUCCUUGGUGACGCUUGACUUGAAGCAGGAACGGGGUUUUGUAAAGAAGAAGGGACAACAUGGUGAAUAUUGGAUAGAUCUUCAGAGGACAACAGUAGAACAGCUGUGGAAAUGGCAAAAUGGUUCCCUUGUAACCCAGUUUAAGAUUGGCGGUGUUGGAUGUUGUGCAUACCUGAGCUACGAUGCAAUCAGUUCUACCACGUGUGACAACAUUCGUCAUUGGAUUUGCAAGAAAUAGUGAUGCAUGACAGGAAUUUGAAAUGCUUGCAGGUGUAGAUGUUUCUCAGCUUUUAAGAAUUUGAUAAUUUUUUUAGAAUGGGAAUAGAAAAUUGAAUACUGAUGGUUUUGUACAUGUGAUUAUUGUCAUAUUAUUGUACUGUUUUAUAUCUUAUAUGCCAAUAACAAAGUGCCAAAGAUUUGAAGAUACUUAAAACCAGCAAUUAGAGCUGUGAACAGACAAGAGGGACCUUCCUGCACACCUGAAAAAUUCCCCAGAUUUGCAGAAAAAUCUGAAAUCUAUGCAUUGUGGGGGGGAGGGUUAAAAAAGCCCCCAAAUGAUAAAAGUGCCUCUAGCUUUAAUCAGAUGCCAUCAAUGGUUGUUGCUAGGCAAACAUAGCAGUUCAGCUGGUAUAUCUGGCUUUGUUUCUGUCAGUAAAAGAUGGGAGGGUGAGGGAUGGCUCUUUCUAGGGAUCUCUUGGCCUUUGAUGCAGGGCUCAUUGCUGUCAGGCUCAGAACCAGCCACUGGGCAACUUGAUACCGUGCAACUUGCAUGACUCUGUCAGGCCUGGCUGCUUGCUACUGUCCCAGAGUAGGAUGUGGGAGAACCAGGUUCGAAUUGCUAUUCUGCUGUGCCAGCUCAUUGGUUAACUUUCAUUCUCAGUCUAAGCUGUCUCUCAGGGUUGCUGUGAGAAUAAACAUAAGAGUCAAGGAGAAUGAUGUAAGCUCUGUUGGGUCCCCAUUGUGGAGAAUGGUAGCAUAUUAAUGAAGUAAAUUAAAAACUAUAGAUGAAGAAGCAUUUGAAGGAGAGAAGAACACAGGGAAAGGUGAGCAUCUGGAGGCUGACAGGAGGAGGGAAAGAGGAAAUAGUGAGGGGAAAGGGAUACAGGGUAAAGGGAAGUAUCCCUUGUAAGUCCUUGUAGGUUCCCCACCAUGCUUCUGGCCCGGUUCAACCAGCACCACGUAACUGGGCCAUAGGAAAGAGGCUACUGAAGGGGAGAGGGGGAAAGGAGAAGAUGGGAGGGGCAGCAGACAGAGGUGGAUGGGAAGGAGAGAAGGAUGCAGGAAAAGGAGAGGCAAUGGGAGACAGGGAAGGGGGAAAGAACGUGGUGGGGAAGGGGAAAAUGAGAUGCCCCCUGGCAAAUCUCAUCCAAUAAUAUGCAUAUUUUUAUAUAUGCAUAUUAACAUAUUUUGUACUAUUUUCUGUAUGUAUAUGUAAUGAUUUUAAGUAAAUGUGUAUGUCUUUAAAUGCUUGGUGUGGUAUAGAUGAAGAGUGGGAGUGAAAGAGGGAUGAGGGAGUGAUAUGAUUGGUUGAUGACAGAAUGUGGGCGGAGUGAAUGCAGUUUUAGACUGAGAGGGGAGAGAAAUUUUUUUAGUCAGGGCAAGAGAGGCCAACUGUGUUUUGCCUGAGCUUGUUUAUGUUGUCUGAGAGAAAAAUAACCUGUGUAGAAGCCUGAGAUGUGUGUUUGUGAAAGGAUGUUCAGUCAGGGAAAAGCAGGCAAACAAUGUGUGCGCCUGAGAAAAGGUCUUGUAAUUAAGAGUGAAAUUAAUAUCAAAAGCAGGCAAACUAUGUGUGAAGCCUUAGAGAAGAUCUGUGUGACGGGGUUUAAGUAAAGUAACUAAGAAUUUGAGAACUACUAUUUGGAAACCAUUGAGUUUUAAAAAUAAUAUGAAACCGAUACGCUUAUAAAAAAUAAAAGUUUACUUUGUUUUUCUUAUA